AUGGACGGGGCGGCGGCGCGGUUGGCGCUGCGGGCGCUGCUGCUGUGCCUGGCCGCCCGGGGCAGCCCGUCGGCGGCGGCGGAGGAGGAGGAGGAGGCGCUGGUGGCGCCGCUGCGGCUGGACGGCGGCCGGCCCGAGGAGCGCCGCUACCGCCUCGACGCCUUCGGGCGGCGCUUCAGCCUGCAGCUGCGCCCCGACAGCAGCUUCCUGGCGCCGGGCUGGGCCGCGGGCGACGAGGCGGCCGCCGCCUUGCCCGCCUGCUUCUACGCCGGCACGGUCAACGGGGACCCCGCCUCGGCCGCCGCCCUCAGCCUCUGCGGGGGGCUCCGCGGCGCCUUCCGCCUGCGAGGCGUGGACUACCUCCUCCGGCCCCUCCGCGCCCCCGACGCCGGCGCCGCCCUCCCGCCGGGGGGAGCCGUGCCCGGACUCCACCUCUUGCGCCGCCGGCGGACCCGGGCGGGCGGCCGCGCCCAGUGCGGCGUGGCGGACGCCGCUGGACCCCCGCUCGACGGCGGGCGGCAGCCGCCGCGCACCUGGCGCGCAGAACAUGGAAGUAUAAGGAAAAAAAGAUUUGUGUCAAGCCCUCGUUAUGUGGAAACCUUACUGGUAGCAGACCAGUCUAUGGCAGAGUUUCAUGGCAGUGGACUGAAGCACUAUCUCCUGACACUCAUGUCUGUGGCAGCCAAGUUGUACAAGCACCCUAGCAUCCGAAACUCCAUCAGCCUGGUGGUGGUGAAAAUAAUUGUCAUCUAUGAUGAGCAGAAAGGACCUGAUAUAUCUUCAAAUGCUGCCCUCACCUUAAGAAAUUUCUGCAACUGGCAAAAGCAGCACAAUCCUCCCAGUGACCGGCAUGCUGAGCACUAUGACACUGCAAUUCUUUUCACCAGACAGGAUCUCUGUGGCGCCAAGACAUGUGAUACUCUUGGGAUGGCUGAUGUGGGGACAGUUUGUGAUCCAAACCGCAGUUGCUCUGUCAUAGAAGAUGACGGCUUGCAAGCUGCCUUUACAACCACUCAUGAGCUAGGACAUGUAUUUAAUAUGCCCCAUGACAAUGCAAAACAGUGUGCCAGUAUUAAUGGUAUAAGCAGGGAUUACCACAUGAUGGCAUCUAUGCUUUCCAAUUUGGAUCGAAGCCAGCCUUGGUCUCCGUGCAGUUCUUACAUGAUUACUACAUUUUUGGACAACGGUCAUGGUGAGUGUUUGCUGGACAAACCUCACAAGCCUAUACAGCUCCCUUCUGACUUACCUGGAACAGUGUAUGAUGCCAAUAGGCAGUGCCAGUUCACAUUUGGAGAGGAAUCCAAACAUUGUCCUGAUGCAGCCAGCACGUGUACAACCUUGUGGUGUACUGGAACCUCCGGAGGAUUGCUCGUAUGCCAAACCAAACAUUUUCCUUGGGCAGAUGGUACCAGCUGUGGAGAUGGGAAGUGGUGUGUGAAUGGCAAGUGUGUAGAAAAGAAGCAUUACGAUACUCCUGUCCAUGGAGGCUGGGGACCAUGGGGACAGUGGGGAGAGUGUUCAAGGACAUGUGGCGGAGGAGUCCAGUAUUCUGUGAGAGAGUGUGACAAUCCAGUGCCAAAGAAUGGAGGAAAGUACUGUGAAGGGAAACGGGUGCAGUACAGAUCCUGUAACAUCGAAGACUGCCCAGACAGCAAUGGCAAAACCUUUAGGGAGGAACAGUGUGAAACUCACAAUGAUAUUUCCAAAUCUCAUUUUGGAAGUGGGCCUGCGGUGGAAUGGACACCCAAGUUUGCUGGCGUCUCUCCCAAAGACAGAUGCAAGCUUGUCUGCCUUGCAAAAGGCACUGGCUAUUUCUUUGUUCUCCAGCCAAAGGUAAUAGAUGGAACAUUAUGUAGCCCGGAUACCACUUCAGUCUGUGUCCAAGGGCAGUGUGUAAAAGCUGGAUGUGAUCGCAUCAUUGGCUCCAGUAAGAAGUUUGAUAAAUGUGGUGUCUGCGGAGGCAAUGGCUCUACAUGCAAGAAAGUAUCGGGCAUGCUUUCUAGUUCCAGCCGUGGUUACCAUGAUGUUCUUUUGAUUCCUGCUGGGGCAACAAACAUAGAUAUUAAACAACGGAAUCACAGAGGCGCAAGACAGGAUGGUAGCUUCCUAGCAAUUAAAGCUGCUGAUGGCACCUAUAUUCUUAAUGGCGACUACACACUAUCAACAUUAGAACAAGACAUUACUCAUAAAGGCAAUGUUUUGCGGUACAGCGGCUCAUCGGCCUCUUUGGAAAGAAUCCGCAGUUUCAGUCCGCUGAGGGAAUCUUUAACAAUACAAGUCCUUACUGUAGGUGAAUUACCACGUCCUAAAAUAAAAUAUACAUACUUUGUGAAGAAACCAGCACAGUCCGGGCCUGAGAAGCCUUCUAGUAAAAAGACUGAAUCUUUCAAUGCAAUCAAAGAAACAAUUUUAUCUGAAUGGGUUAUUGAAGAAUGGAGAGAGUGUUCAAAGUCAUGUGGAACUGGCUGGCAGAGGAGAUCUGUCGAAUGUAGAGACCUCAGCGGACAGCCUUCAGAAGACUGCGCAAGAGAACUGAAGCCAAUUGAUAUCCGGCCGUGUGCAGACACUCCGUGCCCACGGUGGCAGCUAGGGGACUGGUCGCCGUGCUCAAAGACAUGUGGGAAAGGUUUCAAGAAGAGAUCAUUAAAAUGUGUUUCAUAUGACGGCAUCACAUUGUCACAUGAAAGCUGUGACCUCUUAAAGAAACCAAAACAUUUAAUAGACUUUUGCAAUCUUACAAACUGCAGCUAAACCAUAACAGGUUGAGAAAGCUAAGGGUGUAAGUUUCAGACCAAAGCACUGAAAAGGAGGGGGAACGGUAGCAAUUGUGUAAUUCUCAUUGCAGAAUUCACAAUGGAGAAUUUACUGAGAUGGGGCAGUGCAAAUAAUGUUGGAAGGGGUGGAUUCUAUCAACCGAAAACCUGAUAAAACAGCAAACUUAUGUCACUAGCUAUUUCAUCUUCAGCACAUAAAGCCCCGAGGCAUUACAAUUUCCUCUUUUAAGUCUGUUACAAGUUAAAGAAAACAUAGGCAGUAGCCAAAGCAAGUUUAAACAAA
Messenger RNA from Euleptes europaea (tarantolino), 3057 nucleotides. RefSeq names its product ADAM metallopeptidase with thrombospondin type 1 motif 1 (gene ADAMTS1). The coding region runs from base 1 to 2751 and encodes 916 amino acids. Gene Ontology annotation, biological process: extracellular matrix organization; proteolysis. The transcript is spliced from 9 exons. NCBI's taxonomy places the organism in Eukaryota, Metazoa, Chordata, Lepidosauria, Squamata, Sphaerodactylidae. The record is from RefSeq and is a predicted model, not a curated record. Gene Ontology annotation, molecular function: metalloendopeptidase activity; zinc ion binding.